Molecule: messenger RNA, 1325 nt
Organism: Diospyros lotus (date-plum)
Lineage: Eukaryota; Viridiplantae; Streptophyta; Magnoliopsida; Ericales; Ebenaceae
Product: UPF0481 protein At3g47200-like
Exons: 2
Coding region: 45-1325 (426 amino acids)
Source: RefSeq, a predicted model, not a curated record
CAAGCUGAGCGACUGAGCCCACGACAUUAAGAGCAAGCGGAGAGAUGGACCACUGCGUGCUCGAAGCCGAACUCGACAACCUUGGCAAUGCUCAAAGCCAAGAAGAGCAGAGCAAGAAGAAGCCGUCCAUCUACAAGAUCCCUCCCGUCAUCAUAUCCGACCACAACAAAAAAGCCUACCAGCCCCAGUCGGUGUCGUUUGGGCCGUACCAUCACGGGGAGCCUCGCCUGAAGCCCAUGGAGGAUCAUAAGCAACGCGCUUUUUACCAUUUUCUCAAAAGAUCGUUGAAGCCUCAAGUCGAAAUCUUCGACUCCAUGGUCGAAGUGGCUCAAGAGCUCAAGGAUUCGUAUGGCUCGCUCGAGCCCAAGUGGCAAGACGAUACUAAAAAAUUUGUGACGCUAAUGAUUGUGGAUGAGUGUUUCAUCUUGGAAAUAUUACGGGUGGCAAACCAGCCAUUUGAGAGUGAUUAUUCUAACGAUGAUCCCAUAUUCGGCUAUCAUGGGAUGCUCUAUGCCAUGCCAUUUAUCAGGCGAGACAUGUUGUUGUUAGAGAAUCAAUUGCCAAUGCUCGUACUAGUCAAGCUCAAAUGCUUUGAAGAAAAUGUCGAGUAUAACGUGGACUCUACGAACAUGCUGAUACUCAACUUCUUCGGCUUUCGCACUCGUGACUUUGAAAGGGGCAAAAGCCUACACAUCCUGGACCUCUAUCGACAGAGAUUGCUUGUAAAGCGGUCCAAACCCACUGAACGUAAUUUCAAGCGAAUCCAUAACCAGAUAGUCCCCCUCAACCUGUCAGCCACGAUGUUGAUUGAAGGUGGCAUCCGCUUCAGGAGGAGUGAAGGCAAUAGCCCCAUGGACAUCUCCUUCGACGGCGGCAUCCUGAGGCUCCCCAAAUUCGUUGUCAAUGAUACCACUGAAUCGACCUUCCUGAACCUCAUGGCAUUUGAGCGGUGCAACAUUGGAGUCGGCCACGCCAUUACUUCGUUCAUCUGCUUCAUGGGCAACAUUAUCUACCACGAUCGUGACAUCAGCUUGCUAAGUUCCGAAAGGAUCAUCGUCAACUUCGUUGGCACCGACAAGGUUGCGGCCAAUUUGUUCCAUACGAUGUCGAAGGAUUUGGUGAUAGAUCCCUCCAGUCACCUUAACUUGGUGACUGUGAGAAUGGCCUCCUACUGGGGGAAGCCGUGGCCUAAAUGGCGCGCCGAACUGACUCGUACUUAUUUCAGAAAUCCAUGGGCGACUGUUUCUGUCAUCGCUGCCGUCAUCCUCUUUGCCCUCACCAUAUUGCAGACUGGCUUCACCGUCUACGAUCUCAUGCUUAAAUAA